AUGCGGUUCUCGAUAUCACGGCCCUUGGCGGCCCUCGCGACCAUCGCAGUCCUGGUAUCGCCCGUCUUUGGCGAACAGAAGCUGGCGUCCAAGGCCCUUAAAACAUGUCAGGAAAACUCGGGCUUCUCGGCCAGUCUGUUCAACGUCGUUUAUACCCCGGAAACUGGCAGGGCCAAUGUCGACAUUGUUGCCCUCUCGUCCAUCCAAGGAAACAUCAUCUUCGAUGUCGCCAUCUCGGCCUACGGCUAUGAAAUCAUUACCGCCCAAUUCGACCCUUGCGAAUCUGGAUUGCUUGGUUUGUGUCCUAUGACGGCCGGCAAAAUUCCUCUCAACUUCUCCCUCCCCGUCGACAAGGACGCCGUUUCGCAGAUUCCCGACAUCGCCUACAACUUUCCCGAUAUCGAUGCCAAAGUACGAGUCAGAAUCAACAUGACAGAUGAAGAGGAUGUUAGUCAAUCGGUCGCUUGUGUCGAAGCUGAAAUUUCCAACGGAAAGACCGUCGACUUGGCCGGUGUCAAAUGGGCUACCGCCAUCGUUGCUGCCUUCGCCUUGACUUCAUCUGCCUUCGUUUCCGGCCUCGGUCACCACAACGCCGCCUCUCAUGUCGCCGCCAACGCCCUUUCUCUCUUUGGUUAUUUCCAGGCCCAGGCCAUGCUCGGACUUACCGCUGUUCGUCUACCGCCUGCCGUCAUGGGAUGGACCCAGGAUUUCCAGUGGAGCAUGGGCAUCAUCAAGAUCAAUUUUAUGCAGGACAUUUUUACCUGGUAUCAACGUGCGACUGGCGGCACUCCCUCGAUGCUCUUCGACUCCAUGGCGUCAGUUUCUGUUCAAGUUCAAAAGCGUGCGCUGGACAUUGCGGAUUUCGGCGCGGAAACGUUCAGACAGAAACCGGCACCUACGUCGUGUAUGGCAUCCAGCGUGCGGCUUUACCGUGCCUCUAUUGAAUCCACCAACCUGUUCAUGACGUGCUUGGUCUUCUUCUGCGUCCUCGUCGUUAUCACCAUCCUUUGCGUUGCCGGCUGGAAAGCAUACUGCGAAUUGGCCGCACAGAAGGGCUGGAUGAAGCACGACACCUUCCUCGACUUCCGAAACGGCUGGUUCACCGUUCUCAAGGGCAUUCUCUUCAGAAUUACGCUUAUCGGCUUCCCCGCCAUGACCGUCAUGUGUAUGUGGGAGUUCACCCAGAAGGAUUCGCCUGCUGAGGUUGUGCUGGCCCUCUUUUUCUUCUUGGGUAUGGUUGGUACACUGGGCUGGGCCGCAUUCAAGGUUACCAGAAUCGCGCGCCGCUCCGUUGUCAUGCACCAAAACCCGGCCUACAUCCUCUUUUCCGACCCUCAAGCGUUGAACAAAUGGGGUUUCCUCUACGUUCAGUUCCGAGCUUCGGCCUACUACUUCAUUAUCCCUGUUCUUGGCUAUACCAUUGUCAAGGAAACAAACUGGUUCAAUAUUGCUAUUUGCGUUAUGAACUUUAUCAACGCCAUCUUCCUGCUGAUGUUCACCGAAGUCUUCAACCAGCCACCGCUCGUCACUGGUGUCAUCGGCCUCAUCUUGUGGAUUUCCAACUCCAUCUUCUCUCUGGUUUACCUGCUGAUGCUCAUCUGCUCUACGAUCUUUGUGUUCUUCCGCGAGAAUCCCGAUAGUCGUUACCAGUACAUGGCCGAUGACAGGACGUCCUUCAUGAAGUCCCAGACUCACCUUACGACAACCACCGAGCUGGAUGCGCUGGCAGCAACCGCUCGCGGAGACAAGUCCGGGUUUAAGGGACUCGACCUCGAUGACGAUGCGGAAUCCAUGUCUUCGGAUUCACUUCGUCGUCAAACCGAACUCCAGCCCGGCAUGCCAGCUGGUGGAGCUGGUUUGCACUUCACCAAUGCUCCCCCGAGGUCUCCGGUUGACCCUGCGAUGCCGUUAUUCCCCUCGGAAGGCCGCAACACGCCAGGUCCUCAGUAUGGAGAGAAGCCAGGUGUGAACUUUGAUCAUCGGGCACCGUCACCAAGUCCAUAUGGCGGCCCACAAGGUGGUAACGCCAGCCUCACGCCACAGUACAGGGCUCUCAAUAACGCGAGCCCGUGGCAACGAGGUGCCGGCUAUGAGCAUUAA
This is a messenger RNA of Sordaria macrospora k-hell, 2100 nucleotides long. The record is from RefSeq and is a predicted model, not a curated record. NCBI's taxonomy places the organism in Eukaryota, Fungi, Ascomycota, Sordariomycetes, Sordariales, Sordariaceae.